ACAGAAAACUGAAAUUACUGUUUCUUCCAUUUCAGGCCAGACAUCCUCGGAAAUUACACCAUGAGAUCUUUCUAUCAUGAUGUUGUCGACCUUCAGACUGUAUCGAAAAGUUUGCACAAGAACUGUGUUGAUAGAAUGGAACCAUUUAAGUGUCUUUUUCCUCAAGAAAUGGUUAAAAAUAUAAAAACACCAGUAUUUCUUGUCAACCCCGCAUACGACUUUUGGCAGAUACAAAAUAUAUUGGUACCAGAUGUGUCAGAUCCCCAUCACUACUGGGUAAAGUGCAGACUGAACAUACAGAAUUGUAAUCACGGCCAGAUGGAAGUACUUCAAGGUUUCCGUAGUUCCCUGCUGAAGGCAGUGAACGAGUUCCUGCUAAACAACAGAAAUGGGGUGUUCGUAAAUUCAUGCUUUAUUCACUGCCAGACAUGGAUGGGUGAGACUUGGCAUUCACCCAGUUCUCCUAGAAUCAACAACAGGACAAUUGCAGAAUCUGUAGGAGAUUGGUAUUUCAACCGAAAAGUAGUGAAGCAAAUUGACUGUCCUUAUCCAUGCAAUCCUACCUGCUACAACAUGGAUUUUACUCGAGGUUAAUCAAGUUCAUCAUAUGGUUAAGAUUUUUCCAUUGGUCAUUCUGACUCCUGGUCUCCAAUUACUCGAGCUGCCUUGGUGGAAACCCUCUCUAUGCAUAGGAAAAAGAAUAUGGUGGUUUUUGAAUACGCAAUGCAUGGUUGAUAUCAGGACUUCCUUCAUUUGCUGCUUUUGGGCUGCGGAUUUCGUGUUUGUUGAUUAGUGGGCGGAGACAAUGGAGUGAAUUGGCAUUGAAAUUAUAUAUUGAACUCAUCUAUACUCAUUGUAUAGCUUGAGUCAGUUAUUUAUAUAAUUUCCUUUUAUAUCAAUAUAUUACCCCCACAUACUCAAAAGUCUAUACUUAUGCUGAUCUUAGGUUUGGUUACUAUGAGGGUCGCAGCUCUGGCUCACCACGAAAGUGGUGGGAGCGUGAGCCAUUAGAGCGGCAGAUCCAGGUAAAUUUCUCUGUUUAGUUUAAAUAAAAUGGCAACAGAAGGUUUGCUUUCUAAGAA
This is a messenger RNA of Carica papaya (papaya), 1082 nucleotides long. The record is from RefSeq and is a predicted model, not a curated record. NCBI's taxonomy places the organism in Eukaryota, Viridiplantae, Streptophyta, Magnoliopsida, Brassicales, Caricaceae.